AGUGUGGAGGGCCCUACCCCUUUUAACUUUUGUUCUCCAAAAGGGCAGGGGGGGAAGGGAAUAAACUCUUUAACCUAAGACGUCUUUGAAACCUGGCCCUAGGACAAUGAGCAAACUGCCUUCCUGAGAAAUUGUUACUGCAGAUAGAGUUGUCAGUCAGUAAGGUCUGCCCACUCUGGGGCCAUUAAACCCACCCUCCUUUCCUUCCAGAGAUGGAGAAGCUAGCUAGAGACAGAAUCAGCUUGUUAGCCGAGCACCCUGUGGAGAGAGGUAACCCACAUUUAUCCUCAGCUGGGGCUGUCUUCAUCAUGCUGAAAUCAGCUCUGGGAGCAGGACUUCUCAAUUUCCCGUGGGCUUUCAAUAAGGCUGGAGGGAUCACAACAGCUGUGCUUGUGGAGCUGGGAUCAUUAAUAUUCCUAAUCAGUGGUCUAGUAAUCCUGGGAUAUGCCUCCUCCAUUAGCACCCAGUCAACAUACCAGGGUGUUGUCAGAGAGAUCUGUGGAUCGGCCAUUGGGAAACUCUGUGAAAUAUGCUUCAUAUUAAACCUCUUCAUGAUCUCCGUAGCCUUUCUCAGAGUUGUGGGUGAUCAGCUGGAGAAAUUAUAUGACUCCUACCUGAAUGAGACGCUGAAUGAAGGAGGGCCACCUCCCCAGCAUUGGUACAUGGAUCAUCGCUUCACCCUGACUACUCUUUGUGUCCUGGUCAUCUUUCCCCUGUCUGUUCCUAGAGAGAUUGGCUUCCAGAAGUACUCAAGUGUCCUUGGUACCUUGGCAGCAUGCUAUCUGACCCUGGUGAUUGUAUUAAAAUACUAUCUGCGACCAGAGCAUAUUAUUAUGCACGAAAACCAUUAUGCUUCAAGGGCUUCUUCCUGGGCUUCCAUGUUCAGCGUCAUCCCAACCAUCUGCUUUGGAUUUCAGUGCCAUGAAGCCUGUGUAGCCAUCUACAGCAGCAUGUACAACAAGAAACUCUCCCACUGGAUUGUGGUGUCUGUACUCUCCAUGAUCAUCUGUUUGCUCAUGUAUUCCCUUACAGGACUUUAUGGCUACUUGACAUUUGGUGGUGAUGUUGCUGCUGAUAUUCUGAUGUCCUACCCAGGAAAUGAUGUGGUUGUCAUCAUUGCUCGCCUACUCUUUGGUGUCUCCAUCGUUACCAUCUACCCUAUUGUUGUCCUCUUGGGAAGGUCUGUCCUACGGGAUGUCUGCCUGAACUCCAAGUGCAGCUACAUGGUGAUCAUGGAGCCUUAUGAGAGAUGGACGAGGAUCACGCUGACUAGCACAUGGAUCAUAGUCACGCUCAUCAUUGCUUUGUUUGUCCCUGACAUUAGUGAAGUCAUCAGUAUUAUUGGUGGCAUCAGUGCAUUCUUCAUCUUCAUCUUCCCAGGGCUCUGUCUAGUUUGUGCAAUGGAAACUGAACCCAUUGAACCACGGAAAAAGUCCUGUUUAAUUGUCUGGGGGGUCAUCUCUGUCUUUUGUGGAGCUUUCAUCUUUGGCCAAAGCACAACUAUUGCCAUCAUGGAGUUGUCCUAUAAACUCUAGGUGCUUUUAGCAAGGAUACUCGCAACUUGGUCUCCUAUAGUCUGGUCCACUGUGACCAGCUUGGUGCUAUUUGUAACGAAUAACACACCUCCAUAGAGGAUAGUUUGGAGCAUCAUUUCCAAGUGACUGACAGGAGUGUA
Molecule: messenger RNA, 1675 nt
Organism: Alligator sinensis (Chinese alligator)
Lineage: Eukaryota; Metazoa; Chordata; Crocodylia; Alligatoridae
Gene: SLC38A8
Product: solute carrier family 38 member 8
Exons: 10
Coding region: 213-1535 (440 amino acids)
Biological process (GO): amino acid transmembrane transport
Molecular function (GO): amino acid transmembrane transporter activity
Source: RefSeq, a predicted model, not a curated record